UUAUAUUUCUUUUAUAAUAUACCUGUACUCUUUAUCAAGCCUUACCUGUCCAUGCAGUAGGCUUUUGUCUGUUCUCAUGAUUUUACCAUACCUUUAACUUGGCUACAAGGAGACUGAAACUUAUCAGGGCCAAAGAGAUCCAGAGACCCAGAAUCUUGAGGGGUCAUAUUCACUUCCGACACAAACUGAAAACUCCAUAGUUGCAAUUCCCUGCUAUAUGGCACUGGCUAGAACUGUUUUUGUCCCUAAACUGGGAAUGAUGAUGAACAUAUAGCCCCAAUAAUCUCUAAUAAACAUUAGAGGUUGAUUUCAACUACCCUUCUUGCUAUUUAUUACAUGGGCUUCCAAUUGGUUCACCACAUUCCUAACUGUCACAUUUUCAUCGCUAUGCUGCUUUAAGCCCAAGAACAACAAAAGUUACAGAAUACUCAGUGCUAUCCUCAAACUUGGCAACAUUCAUCCCACCCUUGGUUUAUUUCUGGCAAUCAAAUAAUUAGGACCAGAGGAUCAUUCUGAGAGCUGGAAGGGACCUAAGAGGUCAUGUAGCUCAACACCCCCAGUCAAUUGGUUAUGGGGGUAUUUUUGUGCUGAAAAUGAAGAAAAGAGGAAACUAGAGAAAAGGGUGGCUACAGAGACUUUAAGAAAACUUCAUCAUGAAACUCAAACAUUUCAGUACAAAAAGCAUAAAAAUAAGGAUUGUAUAUGAAACCAUGACCUUGCUACCUAGUCUGUUUUUUUAAUGUUGUUUAGCAAAGCUAAAAGUUGCCCACUUUAUGACUCUUGCUGAACUUUUGUUUUCUUGCGUUUUUAAUGUUUUAUUGACGAUUCUUUUUCUCUCUGUCUCUCUCGUUAUUAACUACCCAUCCCCAAAAGAGAAUCUCUCCCCAGCAACAAAUAAGAAUACUCAAAGCAAGACAAAUCAGCCCACUGUUCAGUUGAUGAACUUUUCACAAGCCUCGGGAUGUUGUUUCCUCUGAAGGCUGCGUUACUCCCUAACACUGACAACAACAGCCAGUUAUCCUUCUCUGCCAUAGCUUAGAGCUCGGGUGACUCAACUUUCCCAACCUGCCUUCGGAUGCUGGGCACAGAGGGAAGAGCCCAGGAAGCCUCAGCCUCCCUGGCUCCACAGCUGGAGAAGAGGAACGGGGACCAGGGGCGGGGCGGGGGCGAGGCCCCGCCCCCGCGCAGCUCCAGGCCACACCCCUCUCCUCUGGCGGGGGAGCAAGCCCAGAGCCCGAGGCUAGGCCCCGCCCCCGCAGGAAAGGGCGGGACCGCGUCCAGCGUCUGACAGUUGCUGUCACUCCUACUUCUACUCGACUCCCAGCUCUGGAAGGCUAGUGGGACGGGGCUGGAGGCGGGCGAGGGAUGAACGCGUAUUGGGACCAGUGAGCGAGCGCGUCAACGAUGGCCGAGGAAGCCGUCGCCGGCGUCGGGCCGAACGGGCCCCCGCAGACCCAGCGGCGGCGGCGGCGGCGGCUGCUGCUGCUGCUGCUGCUGCGGCCCAGGAGGCGGUGGGGGACCUAUGGCGGCGGCUGUUUCCGGAGCCUCCGCGGGUUGUCUGCCUCCCCGGCGGGUUUCCAAGGGCUGCCCCCUAGCUCGUCUGUAGGCCUCGGCGGCCUGUCGCGCGCCUCCCCGCUGCUGUUCCUCUUCCUCCUGCCCUGCCCUCGGCUCGCGGCGGCGGCGACCCCGCGCCGUCACCUUGGAGACUGGGAGAGCUCGCGCCCGGGACCUCGCGAGACGGCUGGGAGCCGCAGCCGGAGCCGGGCGGAUGAGCUCGAACGCGCGCCUCCUCGCCUGCAGCCGCCGGCCGCGGCCGCCGUCUUGGGGCGGCCCCCCGCGGGCACGGGGCUGAGAGGCGGCGGCGGCCAGUCGCGGUGGUGCAAGUCGUGCCUCGUCCCCAGCGUCGUCGGCCCCCUUCACCCGUGCAGCUUCCCGGCGUUGGCUCCUGCGAGGAGAGAUCUGAGCAUUUCUACUAGGUCACAACAAGAAGCAAAAAAGUUACCUCUUUUCACCUCUUCAGGGAGUAAGAAGCUCUACUUCGACACCCAUGCUGUGGUGCUUCUUCUGGAGGAAAAGGGGUUUACCACUCAACAAGCAGAAAUCAUUGUCUCUUCAUUAGUGAAGAUCAUGAACAACAACAUGGAGGUUGUCAGCCAGGAUAUGGUCACCAAGGUGCAUCAGGAGAUCACUGUACAGCAGAUAAUGUCUCAGAUUGCUGGUGUCAAAAAGGAUAUGAUCAUUUUAGAAAAGAGUGAAUUUUCAACCCUCAGAGCAGAAAAUGAGAAAUUAACACUUGAACUCCACCAGUUAAAACAGCGAAUGUUGGAUGAAAUACUUAAAGUCCGGGCAGAUAAUAAAUUGGAUUUCAAUCUAGAAAAGAGCAGAGUAAAAGAAUUGUAUGCAUUGAAUGAAAGGAAGCUACUUGAAAUGAGAUCGGAAGUAUUAACAUUGCAGGCACAACAACUCCGGGCUCUUACUCAGACAGACAGAAAGAUAGACACUGAAGUUGCUGGCCUGAAAACCAUGCUUGAAUCACACAAGCUUGAUAAUAUUAAAUAUUUAGCAGGUUCUAUAUUUACAUGCCUAACGGUAGCUCUGGGAUUUUAUCGUCUGUGGAUUUAAGUGUCUCCUCAAAAGGACCUAUAUUUGCCUUAAGAAUAUGAGGUUAUUACUUUUCCCUCAUUUCAAAUUUUAACCCUGAUUUGAUUUUAUUUAUGUUAUUUUUUAUGCACAUUAUGAUGUAUAACCAUCUUUAUAGUGUCAGGAAAUCCAUGUUGUGGCUCUUUAUCUUUUUGAUAUCCUUUGAUCUCACUGGCACAUUUGUGAGAAAGAUAUCACUGGCUGAAGUACUGAAGAACCCACUUACCUUGACCAGGGUGAUGAUCACCUUUCAUAUACUUACUCUUUAAGGAAUUUACUAUUAAAAAGUCAUUAAAAAUGACUUUAUGAAUGACAAAGAAGCACAGACUAAUCCAAGACCACAAAAAUUUCUUUCCCUCUUGACCCAAGCUUCUAGCAGCAAAUAGCUCGUGCACUGUGCCAGUAUGCUUUUAUUUCAAUGCAUUUUGUUGAAACUUGGUUUGAUUCCUGUGUUCACUAAACAACUAAAUUAUUGUGGUAUUUGCUGUUUGUGACACCCAGCCAGAAAAUCAUGUUGCCUGAUAAAGUGAGUUGGCAUAGUAAGGAAUCACUUCUUCUACCUCUUGAAGUAUUCUGGGGUUUUCUUUUCUCCCUAUCAAUGGAGUGACUUGGGAACUAAUACUCUGUCAUUUUCUAGUGAUCUUGAAAACUUGCUAGUGACAAACAUGACAGUAUUGUAUUUCAGUUUUGUAUGACAGUCUAUUUCAUCUGGACUUUCAUCUACUUUGUACAAUGGAGAUAUUUGGUCUUGUUUCCAUGGUGACAUAUACAUACCUAUCUCAGUAGAAAUAAAACUGAUCUUUUAAUGAUUUUAUUCUCUUCUGUCUCUAACUCAGUCUUGGGCUCUUAAUCCCAGAGACUCUUCCUACCCAAAUGCCAUCUUAGUGCAGACAUUUCAAAUAUUUUAGUCUGCCUCUUCAUUAAUAAUAAAAAAAAACCCACCUUAAGUUUUGAAAUGUAGUUCUAAUUGCAUCAUUUUCUCAAGGGUAUAUGUAGUUUUUCUUUUUAUAAGAACAUUAAAAACUUUCUGUAUCCAAUUCAGCCAAAGUUCUAGUUUUAGAAAGCAUUUUCUUCUCAUCUCAGUUUUAAUUCUUUGUGUACAGAAAAAGCAUUUUAAUUUCAAGUGAAUUUUUGCAUUAAUGUAACAGUUCAGUACAAGUGCCAUGAUUAGGUUAAAAAAAAGUUAAGACACUUAGUCAAAUUGUUAGAGUAUAAUUAGGAUGGGCUUUCCAGAACAGAACUGGGUUGUAGAAAAAUCCUAAGACACCCCCCCCAAAUAAAUAUGAAAGCUCUAUCUUCUCUCCCCCUCCUCCCCCAAUCUUAGAUUUAUUUGUGGCAUUAGCAACCAAGUGACGCUUGAAUACUCAGUGUUAAAUCUAAUAUUUAAUGUUGCUUUCUUCUGGUUCAGUGAAACAUCUUUAUUUUUUUUUCCCUUUUAGAAAAGACUUUCCAGAAAGGAUUGAUUAUUCAACAAAUGCGGUAGUAAUGAUAGAUUGAGUAAAUCUGGUGUCCCAAGGAGUUUUUGUUUAAAUACUUAAUCAAACAUUCCAUGUUGAUAUUUAAAGUGUAUUAGAACACUGCUGGUUGACAUUCCUCUUACUGAUAAAAGAUGUAUUUUAAGAUCUGCCUUUAUAAUUCAUUUAUUUGGUACUUUACUGUCAAUAUAAGAUAAUUUGCAAGAACUUUUCCAUCCUAACUUGGAACCUUCUUCUUCCAAUAUUUUUUCCUUUCUAUUAGGUGUUUUGCCCCUACAUCUGAGGAUAGGAAGGAUUGGAAUAUGUUAUAUCCAUUAUUUCAUUUUUAAGAACUUUGUAGCCGAAAUGUCCUGCAAAAUCUUUUCUACUGUAGGCUCAGGAAGCUGCAGGCUGUGUAAGUGUACUGCUAUUGAACAGAACAGAACCCUGCCCUACGUAGAAAAAAAAUGGGUUAUCAUAAUUUCAGAGAAUGGGGUAGGGAGGUGGCAGGUAGGGAAUGUACAAUCAUAUUGUAGCACUUCUAAACUGCAGCAUCUGGUCUGUCCACACUAAAAAUCUUGUUCUGAUUAGAUGUUGAAAAUAAACCCCUAGAAAACAGCAGCAUAAAUGGUCUCUAGAAUCAAGGGUACAAUAUAAAACCAAACACUAAAACGGAUAUCAGUUAAAUAGUCAGGUUUUGCUUCUUUUUUGAUACGGGAUGUGUUUGUAGACACUUCAGUCUUUAUUGGGGUGGGGGUGAGGGUGGAAGGGGUACUUUUCCAGUUAUGCCUUUAAAAAUAGAGAUAUAGCCAAGGCAGCCAAAAACUAUUCCUUGCUCUUUUAAUCCUCUGCUAAUGUGUCACCUGUUGGUAUAUUUUAUAGUAUUUCUCCUUUGGAAGCAGUAUUUCAGUUUAAAUUACUAUGUUCUUUUUAUUAUCACAGCUGGGUUUCUACUUUAAUAUAUAGUAAAGGAGUCUGAAUGUAUCCAUUGUUUCCCUCAAGUGUUUUAAAUACCUCUUUUGAGAAACAAGUCAGAGGGGAAGGCUUUUACUGAAACUAAAAGUGUGGUUGGAAUCUGGUAUUGAAGAUUUAAUAAAAGUGAAAUCCUGAAUGCUU
Molecule: messenger RNA, 5210 nt
Organism: Phascolarctos cinereus (koala)
Lineage: Eukaryota; Metazoa; Chordata; Mammalia; Diprotodontia; Phascolarctidae
Gene: MCUR1
Product: mitochondrial calcium uniporter regulator 1
Biological process (GO): positive regulation of mitochondrial calcium ion concentration; calcium import into the mitochondrion
Cellular component (GO): mitochondrial inner membrane; mitochondrion
Source: RefSeq, a predicted model, not a curated record